GACAGCGCCGCGUGGAAUGUGGACAUCAAGUGGAACCUAAUUAGACGCAUGUUGUGUUGUGUACAAAAAGAAACGUCAAACUAAAGUCGAGCGCACCAAAACUAAACGGCCAAGAAAUACGCAAACCCACAGGAAACCGAAAAGGAUAAGGCACAGGAAAUACGAUUGCAUACCAGAGAGAGCGGCGGACCCGUAGCGAACCGCUCCCCCAAAAAGCGGCGGCCCCAAAAAAAAUCGCCCACAAGAGAAUCCACCAAAAACCCAUUUGCACACACACACACACUCACACAAACACACACGCGCAGCCAAGGAGCAAAAGAAGAAUUGCGCCAGAAGAAGCAGCAGCAUAAAGAAUCUAGUAGUGCAACCACCCGGAUCCACAGGUUCUCGUUCCAAAGGUUGGAGCAGCGCCACAGGAACAGCCAAGCAGUCAGCAGAAGAUCACCAGUAGCAGCUACCAGUCAGGAUCAUAAGUGCCAGGAUGAGCAUGGAGAAAGUAGCCAACAAGCAGUAUGAGUCGAAAAACUGGCCAGAUCUCGUCGACAGCGACGACAGCGAUGUGGAGAAUGAGAUAGACGUGGACAAGCUGCCGCCACUGGAGGUGGGUCCCGGCGAGAACCGGCUGCAGCACACAUACUGCCUCUGGUUCUCUCGCAAGGGGACGCAGCGGGCGGCCGCCGACUACAGCAAAUCGCUGCACGUGGUCGGCCGGUGCGCCAGCGUGCAGCAAUGGUGGUCGCUCUACUCGCACCUCAUCCGGCCCACUGCCCUGAAGCCCUACCGGGAGCUCAGCCUCUUCAAGCAGGGCAUCAAACCGAUGUGGGAGGACCCUGCGAACAGCAAGGGCGGCCAGUGGGUGAUACGGCUGCGCAAGAACAAGAUCGAGCGGGCCUGGGAGAACGUUUGUAUGGCGAUGCUCGGGGAGCAGUUCCUCGUCGGCGACGAGAUAUGCGGAAUCGUGCUACAAACGAAAUAUCCGGAGGAUAGCUUAUCAGUAUGGAACCGGACUGCCACUGAUAUGACCAGUACAACACGUAUCCGUGAUACGUUACGCAGGAUAUUAAAUAUACCUCUAACAACGGCAAUGGAGUAUAAGAUACACUGUGAUAGCCUUAAAUAUGUUUCAAUUAAUAAAGGCCCAUUGAAAAGCUGAAAUUCAGUGAAUAACUAUAAACAAAAGAAAAACAAAAACAAUAAUUACACAAACAGAUAAUAUAAGUCGCUAGUGAAAGCAGCAACAGUCACAAGUUCAUCGACAGCACAGACAGGA
This is a messenger RNA of Drosophila erecta, 1270 nucleotides long. It is a transcript of the gene eIF4EHP, whose product is annotated as eukaryotic translation initiation factor 4E type 2. Gene Ontology annotation, biological process: translational initiation. Gene Ontology annotation, cellular component: eukaryotic translation initiation factor 4F complex. Gene Ontology annotation, molecular function: translation initiation factor activity; RNA 7-methylguanosine cap binding. The transcript is spliced from 4 exons. Lineage: Eukaryota; Metazoa; Arthropoda; Insecta; Diptera; Drosophilidae. The record is from RefSeq and is a predicted model, not a curated record. Bases 482 to 1153 code for a protein of 223 amino acids.